Pleuronectes platessa (European plaice) is the source of this 4351-nucleotide messenger RNA. RefSeq names its product kinesin-associated protein 3. The transcript is spliced from 20 exons. Gene Ontology annotation, biological process: cilium organization; microtubule-based movement. NCBI's taxonomy places the organism in Eukaryota, Metazoa, Chordata, Actinopteri, Pleuronectiformes, Pleuronectidae. Gene Ontology annotation, molecular function: kinesin binding. Bases 154 to 2490 code for a protein of 778 amino acids. The record is from RefSeq and is a predicted model, not a curated record. Gene Ontology annotation, cellular component: ciliary transition zone; kinesin II complex; axoneme.
CACCGAAGGAAAAAUCUGCAGGGCGUGGGGCAGCUCCUCCAUGUUUGUUGCCCGGUUUGAUAUCAACAGUGGUGCAGCGAUUCACACCCAGAUCCUAUCUGGUCCUGAUUUGGGAGAUUUGAAGUUAUUUUAAAAUCUGAAACGCUCAAGAAGAUGCAGGAUGACGCGCGCUACCUCAAACGCAAAGUGACUGCGGGCAGUCUAGAUGUUCAUCCCACGGAGAAGGCCCUCGUGGUCCACUAUGAGGUGGAGGCGUCCAUACUGGGGGAGAGUGGAGGUCAUAUGCUGGCGGAACGCAAGGAGGGACAAAAGAUCAUCCGUGUGAAGAGUCUGUCUCCCAGUACAGAUGUGGGAGCUUUGGCCAAGAAAGUGGUGGAGGAGUGUAAGCUCAUCCCUUCCUCCCGUUUGCCCCAGGUGGAGCAGCUCCUCUACUACCUGCAGAACAGGAAGUCAUCCCCGGUGGAGGGAAAAGCAGUGGAGAAGAAAGAAAAAAAAAGUGUGAAACCCAGAGAGUUGACACCGUUUGAAGGAAUGGAGUUAAAUGAGGAAGCCAGUAUAACCAAAAUGGAUGAGUAUGUGGAGCUGCUCUAUGAAGGUGUCCCAGAGAAGAUCAGAGGCUCUGCUCUCAUUCUGCAGCUGGCCCGCAACCCUGAAAACCUAGAGGAGCUGCUACACAACGAGGCAGUUCUUGGAGCUCUGGCCAGAGUACUGAGGGAGGACUGGAAACAGAGUGGGGAGUUGGCCACCAUCAUCAUCUACAUCUUCUUCUGUUUCUCUAGUUUCUCCCAGUUCCAUGGAGUGGUGAGUCAUUAUAAAGUAGGUGCGUUGUGUAUGAGCGUGGUGGAACAUGAGCUGAAGAGACAUGACGUGUGGUGUGAGGAGCUCCGCAAGAAAAAUAAGGCUUGUGAGUCAGCGCCAGAGAAUGGUUCCCUAAGAAGAGACCAAGAAAAAGCUCUGAGGAAGUACCAAGGGCUUCGGGCUAAACAGGAGCAGCUGCUCAGAGUGUCUCUUUACCUCCUGUUGAACCUCGCUGAGGACACGAGAACGGAGCUGAAAAUGAGGAAUAAGAACAUUGUUGGUCUGUUGGUCAAAGUUCUUGAUCGGGAUGAUGAGGAACUGCUGGUCCUGGUGGUUUCAUUCCUGAAAAAACUUUCCAUCUUUUUGGAGAACAAAAAUGACAUGGCUGAGGUUGACACUGUAGAACGACUGGCUCGUCUGGUUCCCUGUGACCAUGAAGAUCUGUUAAACCUGACUCUGCGCCUGCUGCUCAACCUCUCCUUUGACUCUGGGCUCCGAGCCAAGAUGGUUGAAGUUGGACUUUUACCUAAACUGACUGGCUUGAUGGGUGAUGAGAACAACCGUCAAGUCGUGAUGCGUAUCCUGUAUCAUAUCAGCAUGGAUGACCGCUUCAAGGGCAUGUUUGUUUACACUGACUGUAUACCUCAGCUCAUGCAGAUGCUGUUUGAGUGCAGUGAGGAGGAAAUUGAAGCCGAGCUCAUCUCCAUCUGCAUCAACCUGGCGGCAAACAAGAGGAACGCUCAACUUACAUGUGAAGGAAAUGGGCUGAAGAUGCUGAUGAAGAAAGCUCUUAAGACAAAAGACUGUCUGCUGAUGAAGAUGAUCAGAAACAUCUCCCAACACGAUGGACCAACCAAACCACUGUUCAUAGACUAUGUGGGUGACCUGGCGGCAGAGAUCCGUGCAGAGGAAGAUGAGGAGUGGGUUCUUGAGUGUCUGGGGACACUGGCCAACCUCACCAUCCCUGACCUGGACUGGGAGUUGGUGCUGAAGGAGUACAACCUGGUACCUUACCUCAAAGACAGACUCAAACCAGGCUCAGCAGAGGAUGACCUCAUCCUAGAGGUGGUGAUUAUGAUUGGAACGGUUUCCAUGGAUGAUGCCUGUGCCGCCAUGUUGGCUAAAUCUGGCAUCAUUCCUGCCCUUAUCGAGCUACUGAAUGCCCAACAGGAGGACGACGAGUUUGUGUGUCAGAUUGUCUACGUCUUCUAUCAGAUGGUUUUCCACCAAGCCACACGAGAUGUCAUCAUCAAAGACACCCAGGCUCCAGCCUACCUGAUAGACCUGAUGCAUGACAAGAACGCUGAGAUUAGAAAAGUGUGUGACAACACCCUCGAUAUUAUUGCUGAGUACGAUGAGGAGUGGGGGAGGAAGAUCCAAUCAGAGAAGUUUCGUUUCCAUAACAAUCAAUGGUUGGAGAUGGUCGAGAGUCGUCAGGCUGAUGAGUCAGAAACGUAUCUCUACGAUAACGACAAUGACAGGGCCGAUCUCUUCUAUAGUGCAGAUGGAAUAACUCCAGCAGACGGCUGCGUCAGCCCUGAUUUCUUCAAUGACCUGCAAGCUCAGAACGGAGACUCGCGCCUCACAGAAGCUGACAGAGACAUCUUCGACCAGACCAGCUCGUCACCUGGCCGACCAGCCACUGCGUACGGCUUUAGACCUGACGAGCAACCCUUCUAUCAGUACACAUAGACACACACACACACACACACACACACGCGCCUGCUCUGUUCAACCCGUCAGGACAUCCUGACAUGUUAACCAUCCACAAUCUGCACAUCCACAUCAUUAGAAUGACAAUAAAAUAUUACAAAUACUUAUACCCACUGAGAUCUUGUAGAUAGAGGAUGAUCUCACUGAUUCCGAGUGAUUAUAGACAAACUUUCCCAUUAUGGUAUGAAAUUAUUAAUCAUAGUAUUAGCAUUAAAUUAAAUUAAAUAAAAAAUAAUCUUACAUCUGCAUAGUUUACCUUCGGAUUCCACCCAUUUUUUCAAGUAAUCAAAAAUAAUAGAAGUUCCAGUAGUUGUGGAGAAGCCUGUAUAUAACACUGAAAGGGACUAACACUGCAGAUUAUAAAGUUGUUAUUUAAUAACCUGCAGUUCCACACCGUCAUAACCCAUUUCCUUCAUUCCACCACCACAACAACAAGAACAACGAGAACAACAAAGAAGAACAUCAAGUUAAUGUUAAAUCUUCCUCACUGGCCAGAGUCUUCAUAUGAUACGUUUUUUGUUGAACAGAAAUCAAUUCAAAGAAUGUUAACAAACUUUAUUUUUAUCUAUGUUGAAAAGUUUUGCACUUGUUUAUAGUAAUUAUUUGUUGCUUCCUCUAAUCUACAUAAAAUACUCUGAUACUUUCUUACCUUGGUUCAAGGGUUUGAGAUCCACCAGACUCUAACCCUAACCCUAUCAACUUCUUUAGUCACAGUCAUUUUAAUAACAUGCACUACAAUGUAGAUAACUGUGUUUUUUAAUGUCACUGUAAACUGGGCCCAUUGCUGCUGGUAAUCCUCUUGGAGUGCUUUUACACUUGAAAGCAGAACCAAGACACUGUACCAGAGUCUGUUUACGUGAGAUGGUCUGAAGGUGUGAUCACACAUUUUGUGGAAGUACUGGAAAUUUGCAAAAUCUACGAGUCGUGUAAAUGUGACUACGUGCAAUGGAAACUGUUUCAGUUGAUGAAUAAUGAUGUAGAGGCUCAAAACCUGCAAGAAGCGGCAGAUGCAAACAUCAGGCAUUUGUGGACCAAUUAGGAGACUGAAGUCUUCUUUGACUAUGACAGACAUCACCGUCUGUCACCAACUAUUACAUGUUAAUAAAUUCACAGUUUUCCUCUUUUGCACUGGUACAGUGGCAGCUGAGUAGUGGAGGGCAAUAGGCUAAUAUAUAUAUAUAUAUAUAUAUAUAUCAGCCCCAGACUGAUUGAUGACUGUCCUAAAUUUUCAAUAAUACAGUAAUUGUAUUAGCAUGUGCCGUGUUGAGUAUGUUAAGUUAAAUAUUCUGACAUUUCAUGUAUUUACUGUACACAUUUCCCUGUUUUAACAGCCGUGAGAGCAGCUUUGGACCAUGUGGAGUCAAUGUUGUUGUGUCGACAGUGUUAUUGGUAGCGUGUUUAUGGCUGUUUUCACUUUUACCAGGGUCCUGCAGUAGUUACUGUCUCACAGGGUCAUUGUUUACUGUGUGUUGUUAGAGCCGCAGAGCUUUAAUACUGAUGGGAAUCAGCAUAAUUACACAUGUCAUACCAAAAACACAUGGUCCAUGAACUAAACUACAUAGUUCUUAAUGAAGAGGAGAGUUGUACAUUAUGUUAAGUGCUGGACAGUUUUGCAACACACUGUUAUUACUUUUAGGCAUAUUUGCACAUAUAGUUAUAUUUUGAUGCAUGGUAAUAGUUGUUUUUUAUCAUAAGUUAUUAUGAAACUACAGUAUGUACACUAUAUUAUUGUUUUUAUGAUUUUAUUGCUACUUAACUGUAAAAAGUAGUAAGUGCUGGACUAUAGAUAUUCUUCAUCAUCACUGUCUUUCUUCUUAAAAUAAAAACACACAUCAUAUGA